Perca flavescens (yellow perch) is the source of this 4233-nucleotide messenger RNA. RefSeq names its product integrin, alpha 7 (gene itga7). Gene Ontology annotation, molecular function: integrin binding. Gene Ontology annotation, cellular component: integrin complex; external side of plasma membrane. The record is from RefSeq and is a predicted model, not a curated record. The transcript has 25 exons. Gene Ontology annotation, biological process: cell adhesion mediated by integrin; integrin-mediated signaling pathway; leukocyte migration. The coding region runs from base 309 to 3689 and encodes 1126 amino acids. Lineage: Eukaryota; Metazoa; Chordata; Actinopteri; Perciformes; Percidae.
CGCACAUGCAUUGAGAGAAACUCACACACACACACACACACACACACACACACACACACACACACACACACACAUAUACGAUUGGCGGCCACAUUUUCACAGCCUGCUCUUCAGACUGACAGCAGCAAACGGAGUUGAGAGGCAGCACGAAGAGAAAGAGGAUUAGAAACAAGGGAGGCAUCAACAGAGGAGAGGAGACAACACAGGAUUUUGGCCUCUUUUAUCUCUCUGGGAGCCAUAAAAGGAUUCCACCCUGUACUCUUCUUGAACUGAACUUGCUCUGCUGCUAAGAGGACGUGCACCCUGAUAUGGCAGCUCUGGUGGGACAUGGGAACACUGUCUCCCUCUCAUCUUGUUCCUCUCAUCGUUGGACUACCCUCAUCUGGGCUCUGUUGUUCCUUUUAGGCAAAGUGUGGGGCUUUAACCUGGAUACUACUCACACACUGCAUAAGUUGGGAGACCAUGGCACCUUUUUUGGUUUUUCUCUAGCACUUCACCAGCAGCUUACCCCAGAGCCUCAGAGCUGGAUCCUGGUGGGGGCACCGCAGGCAGCGGGGCAGGGCCUGCUGAGAGGCAGCCGGCCAGGAGCCUUGUUCAGGUGUCCAAUCACACCCGAGGAGUACGAUUGUGAGAGGGUGGAUAUUGAUGGAGAAGUGAGUCUGGACAGAGAGAGCAAAGACAACCAGUGGCUGGGAGUCACUGUCAAGAGUCAGGGGAUUGGAGGGAAGGUGGUGACCUGUGCUCACCUGUAUGAGCUCAGGCAACGUGUAGGUCAACCUUCAGAGACUCGUGACCCCAUUGGACGCUGCUACGUCCUGAGUGAGGAUCUGACAGAGCGAGAUGACCUGGACGGAGGGGAGUGGAAGUUCUGCGAGGGCCGGCCGCAGGGACAUGAGCAGUUUGGCUUUUGUCAGCAGGGAAUGUCCGUCAGUUUCACCCCAGACAACAACUUUAUUUUGUUUGGUGCUCCGGGAACUUACAACUGGAAAGGUGAGAUGCGGGUCCAGCUCCUAAACCAGACUCUGCUUGACCUUGGUUUCUAUGACGACGGGCCCUACGAGGUGGCAGAUCAGAAACAACUUAAUGCCCAGCUCAUCCCUGUGGCUUCCCACAGUUACCUGGGGUUUUCUGUGGACUCGGCCAUGGGCAUAAUGAGCCUCGGGGAGCUGACCUUUGUGGCGGGUGCACCUAGGGCCAAUCACACAGGGGCAGUGGUGCUGCUGAGGAAGGACAAUGUGUACCGGCUCGUGCCGCAGCACAUCUUCUGGGGGGAGGAGCUGGCGUCUUCAUUUGGGUACUCGGUAGCUACGACGGAUCUGAACAGGGACGGCUGGACCGAUCUGAUUGUUGGAGCGCCUAAUUUCUUUGACCGUAAGGCAGAGAUUGGUGGAGCUGUGUAUGUGUACCUAAACCCCUUCGGUCACUGGGACGACCAGGCUCGACCCAUCCGUCUCAAUGGGACAUACGACUCCAUGUUUGGAAUGACGGUCAGCAAUGUAGGAGAUCUGGACCAGGAUGGAUACGGAGAUAUUGCUGUGGGGGCACCGUUUGAUGGAGAUGGCAAAGUUUUCAUCUACAGGGGCUCAGAUGCUGGAAUUGAAACCAAACCUGCUCAGGUGCUGGAUGGUCGCGACUUUGAUGUGAGACGUUUUGGAUACUCCAUCUCAGGCAGUUUGGAUAUUGAUAAUAACCACUACCCAGAUAUUGCAGUGGGCUCUCUUAAUGACUCAGUGGUCCUUUUCAGGUCUCGUCCAGUCAUCCAUGUGAUCAGAGAAAUAUCUAUCGAUCCUCAGUACAUUGAUCUGGAGCAGUACAACUGCAAGGGCAGAGAGGGAGUCUGCGUGGAGGUCAAGGCCUGCUUCACCUUCACAGCCCACCCAGAACACUACUCGCCACACAUGACCUUGGUGGUGCACUUUGAAGCUGACACAGAGCGCAGGAAGCUGGGCCUCCCACACCGCGUUAACUUCCUGGGCCGCAGUUCCCUGGAGCCGGAGUUUACUCAGACAGAAGAAGUGGAGCUGCAUCGGCAGCGUCACCCUGUGUGCACCACUGCUACCUUCCAGCUCCAUGAGAACAUCAUUGACAAACUGCGUCCCAUCUCGUUGGCGAUAACCCACACUAUCAAGCCUGUGCCACCACGCAGACACUCAGGUGCCAAGAUGCUGGAGAAGCUGGCGCCUGUACUGAGUGUUUCCCCCUCUAACACGCUGCACUCUGAGGUGAACUUCCUGCGAGAAGGAUGCGGCAGCGACAAAAUCUGCCAGAGCAACCUGAAGCUGAACUCCCAGUUUGGAACACGACCCCUGACCUCCGACCUCUUCACCCCUCUGCCAAAAGAUGAGGAUGAUGUGCAGGUGUUCUCCCUGUCAGACCAGCGGCUGGUGGUGCUGGAGAUCACCGUCACCAACAUGCCCUCUGACCCCCUGCACCCUGAGGAGGACGGAGACGACGCCCACGCUGCUCAGCUGCUAAUCUCCCUUCCAAACACUCUGUCGUAUGCUGGCUCCAGGAUCCCACCACAGAUGAGGUGCCAAGCAAACCAGAAUGGCUCCCAAGUUGAAUGUGACCUGGGAAACCCUGUGAAACGAGAUGCUAAGCUGAAAUUCUCCAUCAACUUGAGCACAUCAAACAUCACGAUUGAGACCACUGAGUUGACAGCAGAUCUCUUACUGACAACUAUCAGUGAGCAGCUUGAUCUGGUGCCAGUCACAGCUUUUGCUAGAGUUGUGAUAGAGCUCCCUCUGUCUGUCAGUGGGCUUGCUACUCCGCACCAGCUGUUCUUCAGCGGGACAGUGAAGGGAGAGAGUGCCAUGACCAGUCUGGAGGACAUCGGCAGCCCCGUUGAUAUUGAGUUUGUGGUUGCUAAUCCCGGCCAAACUCUGCAAACGCUCGGCUCGGCCUUCCUCAACAUCAUGUGGCCUUACGAGCUGGCCAAUGAGAAAUGGCUCUUGUAUCCCGUCAGCUUGAAGUUUGAAGGUCACCCAAACACACAGUGCACCCCAACAGGGGCAUUGAAUCCUCUGAAGCUACACAGCUCCUCACCUGCAGAACUCCCACAGCCUGUCAGUCACAGUGCUGGGCGAACGCGCCGCUCCCACCCAGAGGAGGACGGUCAAGUGACGACAAAAGGCAGCAUGGGCCGAACCACCCCUGCUGUGGCAGCUUCAGAGAGACGCAAGUCGCUCAAACUGGAUUGUCUCUUGGGGUCGGCACGCUGUGUCCUGAUACAGUGUCCCCUCCACAGCUUCUCUGGUCAAGCUGUCCUGAAGAUCCAUGCCAGGCUGUGGAACAGCAGCUUCAUAGAGGAGUUUUCAGCUGUCAGUGCUCUGGAGCUGCUGAUCAGAGCCAACAUCACUGUGAAGUCCAAUAUCAAACAUCUGGUCCUCAGGGAUGCUGCUGCACAGGUUCCAGUGAUGAUCUAUCCUGAGCCUGGUCUCGCUGACCAGUACUGGAUCCCGUGGUGGAUCAUCCUUAUAGCCGUCCUGGCAGGCAUCCUGCUACUGACUCUGUUGGUCUGCAUACUAUGGAAGUGUGGCUUCUUCCAACGGGCCCACUACAAAGACAAAUUGCCUCAGUACCACGCGGUGAAGAUUCCUCGCGAGGACCGGCCACAGUUCCAGACUGAAAAGUCAGGAGUUGUCCAUAAAAAGGAAUGGGCCACGCACUGGAUCGACGGGACCUCGUAACUUCCUUCGAAGCACUGACUGACAAAAUAAAUUAAAAUCACCAUGUGUGGCACGCAUGUGUCUUUGCAUUGGAACUAACGGACUAAAAAAAGUGCACACAGACUGAGAUCAUGACAUCUUUUGCACUCCACUGUGUCAGUACUUGCAUAUCGGUGGCCUGUUACACUGUGACUGGAUCUAUACUCUCCCAUGCUGUAGCCCGCUGAUGGCCAGCCUUGCAUAGUCUAUUUAUAUUGUGCAGCUAUAUCAGUGUGUUACAGUACAUACUGAAGGCCAACACCAAUAUUAGAACCAGUCUAGCUGCUCACAUGCUUUACAGCCUGCCGCCAUGCACUUCACUGUCUGUCAUCAGGACAGGAGAAAAAAAAUCAUGACUCAAAGACAUGCAUGAAUGCACAAACAUACAGUACAGUAUAAUCUUAGAUGCAUAGACACAAUGGACAUUGUUGAUGAAGAAGCCAAUGCCCGUGACAAAUACUUUUUUGCCUUAAAGCUCCAUUGUGUAAUGUUUUAAGUUGAUUCUUAGCAAAGAAACCUUUGUUCU